AUGGUCUUCAAAGCCCUCCUCGAAUUCAAAACCCACUACGAAACCGUGCACCUGCCACUCAUCCAAAAGCUCGCAGGCGCCGACUUCCCUCUCUCGCACAGACGUCUCUACCUUGCACGCCCCGCCCCCGGCGAGGACAACAGUUUCCCGGCGGCGGUGCUGAUCGGCAACCAGGACGAUUUCGCCUUCGAUGCGAUUGUGGAGUUGACGUUUACGGAUGAGGCGGCGUUUAAGGUGUUUUUUACGCGGAGACAGGAGGCGGGGACCAAGGAGUUGGUGGAUGCUGAUGAGGAGAAGUUUUUGGAUCAGACGAAGUUUAAGGCGGUUGUUUUGGGGGAGGUUCAUGAGACUACUAGUUAG
Messenger RNA from Aspergillus oryzae RIB40, 360 nucleotides. RefSeq names its product EthD domain-containing protein. NCBI's taxonomy places the organism in Eukaryota, Fungi, Ascomycota, Eurotiomycetes, Eurotiales, Aspergillaceae. Gene Ontology annotation, molecular function: oxidoreductase activity. Bases 1 to 360 code for a protein of 119 amino acids. The record is from RefSeq and is a predicted model, not a curated record. The transcript has 2 exons.